AUGAAGCUCCCGUUCAUUCCCGCCGGGCUUAUGCUCCUGGCGUGUCAGAUACUCGCCGUGCCCAUUGAUAUUGACCCUGAAAUCGAGGCAUCAAAGCGGAUCGAUGAACUUCAUAAGCAGUAUCAACACAACAUCUUCAAAACUAUCAGCAACCGAACCACAGGCUGCACCAGCAAGAACAUCCAGCGCCGCAAGGAAUGGAGCACCCUAUCUAAAGAAGAUAAACACGCCUUCAUCACAGCCAUCCACUGCCUCAACACCCUCCCUGCCCGCACCCCCUUAACCACCGCCCCAGGUGCCCGCUUUUUGUAUGACGACUUCAUCGUCACCCACAUCCACCAAACCCCUGCCGUCCACGCCUCGGGUCUCUUCCUCCCCUUCCACCGGCACCUCGUCCACCUCUUCCAAAACACCCUCCGCACGCACUGCGCCUACCACGCACCGCUCCCCUACUGGGACUGGACAAAGACAUACGCCGACCCGCGCAACGCGGACGUGUUUGACGGCUCGGAAUACUCCCUCGGCGGUAACGGGGUGUAUGUGCCUGGCCGAAACCCCACGCGGAUUUCGCUGCCCGGUGGGCUGAGCAAGGAUAUCCCGCCUGCUACGGGCGGUGGGUGUGUGACGUCGGGUCCCUUUGCGGAGGGGAGGUUUGAGGUGCGGUUGGGGCCGGUGGGUUACGAGCCGCGAGGGCCGGAGGGCGGGCUGGGGUAUAACCCGCGUUGUUUGACGAGGGAUUUGAGCCCUGAGUUUGGGUAUGGGACCAGGCCCAGCGCGGUGACGGAGUUGGUGGAUGGGUGCGAGGAUGUGGAGUGUUUUAGUGUUGGGAUGGACGCGCCGAGGGGUGUGCCGGGUGGGAUUCAUGGUUCGGGGCAUUGGCAGGUUGGGUUGAAUGCGCUGGAUGUGUAUGCUAGCCCGAGUGAUCCGGUGUUUUGGCUGCAUCAUGCGCAUGUGGAUCGGGUGUGGGCGUUGUGGCAGGGGCAGAACUUGGAGGAGAGGACGUACCAGGUGUGGGGGACGUUGACAGCGGCGAAUGAUCCACCGAGUGAGGAGGCAACACUCGACACACCGAUGGACUUUGAGGUUCUGGGCGAGCCGAGGACGAUCAAGGACACUUCUUCGACCAUUGAUGGGGAGUACUGCUACGUCUAUGAGUAG
Dichotomopilus funicola is the source of this 1158-nucleotide messenger RNA. RefSeq lists its product as uncharacterized. The coding region runs from base 1 to 1158 and encodes 385 amino acids. Gene Ontology annotation, molecular function: oxidoreductase activity. The transcript is spliced from 3 exons. Lineage: Eukaryota; Fungi; Ascomycota; Sordariomycetes; Sordariales; Chaetomiaceae. The record is from RefSeq and is a predicted model, not a curated record.